This is a messenger RNA of Pocillopora verrucosa, 8473 nucleotides long. Its product is annotated as transient receptor potential cation channel subfamily A member 1. Gene Ontology annotation, biological process: transmembrane transport; monoatomic ion transport. Gene Ontology annotation, molecular function: protein binding; monoatomic ion channel activity. NCBI's taxonomy places the organism in Eukaryota, Metazoa, Cnidaria, Anthozoa, Scleractinia, Pocilloporidae. Gene Ontology annotation, cellular component: membrane. The record is from RefSeq and is a predicted model, not a curated record.
UGAUUGGCGUAUAAAUGUUUAAGACACGAUCUGUUCUUCAUCGGAAAUAAAGGUCUCGACACGUGAUUUCGCAAUUAUAAAGCCACACAUCCUCUUCACCUCGGCAGGUAUUGCUGUCGAUGUCACGAACGAAGUAGCUGAGAUGAGAAAAUCGAAGAAAGACAGUAAAGUUGCAGACGAAAAGGAGAGCUCAAGGAAGCCGAAGGGACGCCGGGAGAGGUUUUGUAACCCUUUUAAGACUUCGAAGGAUGAGGAAUAUCCUGAUGGCAAAUACGAUCUACCUCUGGUCGAUUAUCAACCCGUGGCAAACCCCGAUAGGACCUUUACGUACGAUGAUGGCGCUCUGGAAGUCAGCGACACUGGGGUAACCUCUGUGUCACCUCGUGCUCUGAAGAUUUUUGAAGCUAUUCGUGAAGAUGAAGUGGAACUGGUCCUGGAAGAGCUCAGUAACCUGCAAGACACUCACGAGAUCGACAAGAAAGAUGGCCAUGGCUUCGCCCUUAUUCAUGUUGCAGCACGAUACAAUUUUAACAGAAUCGUCCACACUCUGUUAGAUUAUGGGGCAGAUAUAAACAUUGGUACCAGUCAGUUUAAGUGGACGCCUCUACACUUAGCCGCCAGGUUCAAUGGUCUCUCCACUGUAAACGUUCUUUUGCAACGAGGAGCAGACCCAUCCAUUAAAGGUAUCAAAGGAAGCACCCCACUGCACUUCGCAGCGCUCCGAGGAAACGAAGAGAUCGUAAAAGCUCUUCUGGAGCAUCCUUCAGUAAAGAUUGACGAAAAAGAUGGCUCAGGACAAACUGCUUUGCACCUAGCUUGCGGCGAAGGACAUAGCAAAGUUUCCCAAGUUCUCAUGAAUUAUGGAGCAGACAUUAGGGCAGUUUCGGCGGACCGGUCGACACCCCUCCAUAAUGCUAUUGUACAUGGACAUUCGCAGAUCGCAAGACUUGUAUUUAGGCGAGCCUCAGACAACGAUGUUGACACUAACACAAAGGAAAUGGUGGACAAUGAAGAUCUGCAGAAUAACACAGUUCUACAUUUGGCGGCGUGGAAUAAUGAUGUGAUAACCGCUGAACUUUGUCUUGAAAAUGGCGCUAACGUCAACUCGAAGAAAUGUGACGAAGCUAGUGCACUACAUUUGGCUGCAAUCCGAGGGAACCUAGAGGUGGCUGAGUUGCUGAUAUCUCGAGGGGCUUUUGUUAACGUUAAAGACGGAGACUCCAAAACCCCUCUUCACAGGGCGGCUAUGUUCAACCAAACCAAAUUUAUUGAACUUCUUUUGGCGAAAGAUGCCAAGCUAAAUGCACGUGAUGGCGAAGGCCGCUCGCCAUUCCUGAAUGCAGUUGCUGCCGGUCACGUUGAAGCAGCCAGGGCUCUCCUCCAACAUGGAGCUGACAUCUCUGCAACUGAUUUGCUCAUGAAGACUUGUGUUCACCUCGCGGUAGAGAAUGAACGGCUCAAGAUGCUUGCUAUGCUUUUAGAGACUCGCGCGGGUACUAACAAUUUGUCCAAAGCAGAUCUGUGGGAUAGGGUCCCUUUACACAGUGCUGCCAUUACAAAAGACAUAAAGAUUCUAGAGCUGAUAUUAUCCAAGCAGAAGCAAAUGUCCUACCGAGAUGUGAAUCAGAAAACCCCUGUCCAUCUCGCUGCAGAAUCGUCUUCAUCUAAACACGUUGACUUGUUAAUGAAGCGGAUGUGUGGCGUUAACGAUCGAGACGACCUUGGGCGAACCCCCCUUCAUUGUGCGGCCAGGAAAGGACAGCGGAAAGCUUGUAUAGUACUCUUGAGUAUGGGAGCUGAAAUUAACUGUAGAGACAACAAUUUCCAAACUCCGUUGAUGUUGUCAGUGAAGGGAAACCACGCCAAAUGUGCCGAGCUUUUGCUUGACCACAAAGCUUCUGCUGACCUUUGGGACAACGAUGGUGACACUGCAUUACACAUGGCAUGCGGGCAGGGGCGUGGAGCUAUCGUGGAACUUCUUCUGGACCGCGGAGCAAGCGUAGUGCUAUUAAAUAAUAGAGAUCAUGCAUGUUUGGAAACGGCAGCUAAAGCGGGCUCCUGCGAGGUCGCCAUGGUAUUUGUGAAGCACAAAAGGUGGACAGAAUUGGAAAAUUACAAAACAUCAACAGGCCAAGAUGCCAUGUCACUCCUUGUUGAGAAUUUUCCAGAUGCAGCUGAAGUUUUGCUCAAUCAUUGCAUGCAUCACUCUCCGCGCCUCAACGUUUCCGAUCCAGACUUUGCGGUUACGUAUAAUUUUAAGUAUCUGGAUCCUGGCCCAAACGUUCAAGAUUGCCGUAGAAGAUCCAGAUUCUCAGCUCUUGAAGCCAUGAUCAAGCACAAUCGGCAGAGGCUCCUUCUUCAUCCACUCACGCUGAAGUUCAACCAAAGGAAGUGGAGCACAUUAGGAAGAUAUGUGUUCAUCUCCGAUUUUUUCACGUACCUCUUAUUGAUGAUACUCAUCACUGCAUUUAUAGUUGUUCAAAGGGAGGGCCAGAAUUUCAGACCAGUGAACAGAAAAACCCCAAGGCCAAGGCAACUUAAUAACGCGAUGGAAGAUGAUGAAGACGACUACAAGCCUAAACCCUCCGACAUUUAUCCGACGAAAACGCCUUUUACGCAAGCUGCACCAGUCAUAAUUAUGAUAUUAUCCUUAUUCCAUAUCAUUAAAGAAUUUUUCCAGAUUUAUGUUCAACGCUGGAAUUACUUUAAGGACGCGUCCAAUUACCUUGACUGGAUUCUAUAUUUCUCUGCUGCAAUUUUUAUGGUUCCCUAUCUAACUACUGGAGAAAACCUCGACGACUGGUUUGCAAGCAUUUCUGAUCCACGCUUACUCUGGACAACUGGAAUUUUCGCAAUCUUCGUGUGCUACAUGAACAUGAUGCUCUUUCUCAGGAGGUAUCGUUUAUUUGGCACUUACAUCUCAAUGUACAUUGAAGUGACUAAGACGGUUUUCCAGGUGUUGCUGGUUUUUAUUUUUCUCCUCUUUGGGUUUGCCCUGGUGUUCCACAUCCUCUUCAAAGAGCAGACUGGAUUUCACACCGUGCAACACUCUUUACUGCGUGUAAUGGUUAUGAUGAUUGGGGAGCUGGACUUUGGUUCAAUCUUCAUUGAUUCAAUCGGUGAAUACAGGAACGAUAACAAAGAGCGGCCGUUAAAUCCAUUUCCACAAGUUGGGUUCUUCUUCAUCUUCCUAUGUUUGAUUUUACUGGCCAUUGCACUCAUGAAUCUCUUGGUCGGUUUGGCUGUUGGGGAUACUGAGCAAAUGAAGAAGUUUGCAACAGUGAGAAGAUUGGCCAUGCAAAUUGAGUAUCAAAUUGCAAUAGAAGAAGCCUAUCCUUCCUUCAUCAUCCGCAGAGUCUACCAGAUGGUUUACGUCGAAAAACCAAACAAACACUCGAGACGCAAAAGAGUAAUAGACUGGUUAUAUGCAUGGAUUGAUGAAGCCACUCCAGAGCCAGUUGAUGAUGAAGACAGCAAGCCAAAUGAACUUGCCGUGCUACACGAAGAGAUGACGAAGAACAAGAAAAGGAUCAAGACGAUGAUGGAAAUGCUAGAAGCACAAAACAAUUUGCUUAGAAGUCUAGCACACAGAAUAGACCCCAGUUUUGAGCUACCGCAAGGGAAUGAGAAGGCCAGGGGAGGACGUCGCAUGGAUGGUGUGGAUGGUCCAGAUGGCAAACAUGGCCCAUCACGUGAAGGAGGAACAGAAAGCGAAGUACCGACGGAUGACACAAGCGCAGAAUUCACAAGGGAAGACAAGGCAUCAAAUUCUCUCUUCGAGGGUGGCUUGAAUUCCUACGCCUGGAAGCUGGUGAUCCAAGAAAACCCGGCAACAUUGCUGCGGCUAAGAAAUAUGUCGAUCAAAAAUAACCUCCGAAAUAAAUACCUACUUUCACCGAUGGAAGACGAAACCAAUGGAAACACUAACGUCGGUGAAGACCGAAAGAAAGCUCCUUUCGUGAGCAAAGAGAGACUAAAUUUGGAAAUGAGCGAACUUGGAAAGCCAGUUAUCUCUCGAGCCACCGGUUUGUUCGAAGCUGUGCGCGAUGGUAUAGUAAACGUUGUCAGUGAACAGCUCAGCCGAAAGGGAAAUGCCAAAACUAUUGAUAAAUUAGAUCAGUCGGGACUUGCGAUGCUCCAUCAUGCAGCACGUUAUGAUCGAGUUCACGUCGCUAAAUCGUUGCUGGAGCACCACGCACGUAUCGAUGUUCUAACCAGAGAAGAAAACCUUACACCGCUUCACAUCGCUGCAAGAUUCAAUUGCACGGCAACCGUUCAGUUGUUGAUUGAAAGAGGUGCCAACCCCGCUUUAGCAUCAAAAAAUGGUAACACGGCGUUACACUUCGCAGCACGCCGAGGGAAUGAUCAGGUGGCAAAGCUUUUGUUACGUCAUUCCAAAGUUGACGUCAAUUCGAAGGACUCCUCUCAUAUGACUCCACUACACUUGGCCUGUGUUAGUGGAAACAUGGCCAUUUCAAAGAUGCUUCUUGAAGAGGGGGCAGAUAUACGGGCUAAAUCGACGGAGCUAAUGACCCCUCUUCAUACUGCAGUGUACAAUGGCAACUCCGCAACAGCUUCUCUUAUUUUACAAACUGCCACUGAGAGGAGACAAAAUAUCACUGAGCUUGUGGAAGACCGAGAUAUAAAUAAUAACACAGUCUUACAUCUAGCAGCUGGAGCAAAUGAUCUCAAAACAGGGAUGGUGUGUCUGCAAAAUGGGGCAGACAUAAACGCACUCAAAUCGAAUAAUGAGACAUCUUUGUACGUGGCAACAGUGAAAGGAAACUUGCAGAUGGUAAAAUUAUUGUUACAGAAAGGAGCUGAUGUAAAUAUUAAAAAUGCUGACUCCAAAACUGUUCUUCACAGGGCGGCUGUGUUCAACCGUGAUGACAUAAUUUCCUUUCUUCUCGAUAACGGAGUAGGUUUUGACACACGUGAUGCACAAAGCAAUACGCCUUUCCUAGAUGCAGUAGCGGCUGGUCAGACAAGGUGUGCUCGAGUGCUUCUCCAAAGGGGAGCUGACGUCAAAGCAUCUGACAUCUUCAUGAAGAACUGUAUUCACCUGGCAGUGGAGAACGAAAAUUUGGAAACACUUCAAAUGCUCCUGGAGGAAAAUUCUGUUUUAUCCAACCUUUACAGGCCAGAUGUCAACGAGAGAGUUCCGUUGCAUUAUGCAGCUACGGUUAAAGACAUCAGGAUGAUGGGUGCACUUUUGGACAAACAAACAAGGUUCACUUUCCACGAUGAAACGCAGCAAACUCCCCUCCACCUUGCUGCUCAGUAUGGAAUGUAUGAACAGGUGGAAGCACUGGCUCGUCGAAUAGCCUCUGGACUGAAUGACCGGGACGAAAAAGGAAGAACCCCACUUCAUUAUGCAGUCAUGAGUGGUCACAGGAAAGUUUGUCACACUUUGUUGAAACUUGGAGCGGACGUUAGCACUAAAGACAACAACUCCUGGACACCACUGAUGUGGGCGUCAAGCCUGGGCUGGGCAAAAUCAUGUCAAGAAUUGCUCGAUAUGCAAGCAUCUCCGGAUGACGUCAACAGUGAGGGUGACACUGCAUUGCAUAUUGCUUGUAAACAAGGUCACAUCGGCAUUGUAAACUUGCUGAUGGAAAAUGGGGCAAGUUUAACUGUUUGCAACACCCAGGGGCUCACGUGUUUAGAAGUUGCGGUUCGAACAGGGAACAGCGAUGUAGCCAUGGCUAUGGUAAAAAACUCAAGAUGGUCAGAAAUAAUGGAGCAUAAGGACAUGCAGGGCCAUACACCAAUGAGGCUGCUGAUAGAGCACUUCCCAGACAGUGCAGAGCUGCUGAUGGACAAAUGUAUCAAGCGAUCGGAAAUGACAAACACAAACGAUCCCCAGUUCUCUGUUACCUAUGACUUUCGCCUCCUUGACCCAGGUCCAGAUGAUCCGGCUUUUGUACACGGGAGGCGUUUUUUCGGACCCAUCACCAUGGUGAAACAUGAACAAAAGAAACUGCUUCUUCACCCACUGACACAGGCGCUCUUGAAUCAAAAGUGGUCGAAAUUUGGUCGAUUUAUAUACUACUUAAACUUUUUUUCAUACUUGAUCUUUGUUGGUCUCUACUCGGCUUUCAUUAUCAACGUAAGGGAAUUGCAGACGUUUUCGGACGUCGAAGUUUGCGAUGAAGAUGAGGAAUUUAGUGGAGAGCCUUUGUAUUGUGAACCGGCGUCGGAUAUUUAUGAAACAGUGACGGAUUUCAGCAUAGGAUUCUCAUAUGUAGUAUUUGGUAUUGCAGUUUUCCAUCUUGUAAAAGAGAUUUUACAGAUUCUGAUACAGAGAUUUAGGUACUUCACGGAUUUAAGCAAUCUACUGGAAUGGGCGCUGUACGGGACUACCUUCGCUUUCCUGUUGCCAUAUGUCUUGCCCGAUAAAGUCAUUGAUGAUUGGUUCAGGAAAAUGACAGAUCCUUUCCUUAUUUGGCAAGUUGGCGUCACCUCAAUAUUCCUCUGUUACGCAAACUUGGUUUUGUUUCUCCGUCGGUUUCGUAUGUUUGGAAUUUACGUCACCAUGUUUGUGGAGGUCACAAAGACAGUUUUUAAAGUCCUACUGGUCUUCCUCAUCUUUAUCUUUGGUUUUACAAUUGUUUUCUACGUCCUCUUCAAAGAGCUGGAUUCUUUUAAAAAUCCAGGUAUCGCCUUCAUAAAGGUGAUAGUGAUGAUGAUUGGAGAGCUUGAAUUCGAUGACACCUUCGUUGAGACUAUUGGAAAAAAUACCACGACUGGGGCACGAAAGAAUCCCUUUCCUGAAACUUCCUUUAUAUUCCUUACUUUAUUUCUAUUUCUGAUGGGCAUCGUUUUGAUGAACCUGUUGGUUGGUCUUGCUGUGGGAGAUAUUGAUACCAUUCAACAGAGUGCCACUCUAAAAAGAUUGGCCAUGCAAGUUGAGUUUGUAGCAGAGAUUGAGCAGAGCUAUCCACGGUUCGUCACACGGCGACUAUACCAUCCAACUGUAAUUUUGAGACCUAAUCGAUCCAGUCGCUUGAGAAGGUUAAUGGCUCUCCUUGGGUUUACAAGGUAUGCAAAACCUACCCGUGGCCCUCCUGAUAACGAAGAAGAAUCUAAGGCCUCCGAGUAUACUGAAGUACGAAAGCAGCUCGACAAAACUAAAAAACGCGUCAAGGCGUUGGUGAAUGUGGUCGAGGUUCAGAACGCAUUAUUGCGACGAUUGGCCAUGAAGAUUGAUCCCGAUGCUGAGAUGGAAAUAGAUGAGGUUAGACCCACUCUGGGUGACGAGCGGGUAGCGUUAGGCGAGGAUAUGUUCGAUGGACAGCCGCCAAAUGAGACCACCACUGAAACUCCCCAUUUUGAGUCACACAUAACGGCUUGCUGAUACUUUCAGCUGCUCGCUCAAAUUUGCACCACUUGACAGGUCUUGUGGGUAUGUUCACUUGCAAAAUCGUUGCCGUAAUUGGAUUUGUGCAACUUGAGUAAACAUAAUAUUCAGCAAUUCUGACUCAUCAAAAACUCUUCUGUUGGCUCACAUGUUAAGGUUAAUCAUCUGCUACUUGCAAUGUCGUUUAAAGAAAUAAUUGAAUUACUGGCUUGGUCAAAGAAAGAAGAGUAUCCAUGUAUAAAAAAGGCCUCAAGAGAACAAGGCAGAGACCUAGGAAUGAACUGAAAGAAGAAUUGUUUAGAUCGUUAUUUUAAUUCUUCCCACUGUUAUGACCACGUCGAGCUUCAUAUCCGUCUGACUGGCACAGAUGUUUAAACCGCUCCAAAUGUUUCCCGCGAAAUAUUUUCCUAGGAUAAAAAUACAAUUUUUUUGGCUGAGACGAAACGCCGCGACAAACUAACAACGAAGUAAUUUUUUUACAAGUAUUUGACAAUUACUAUUGUAUAAAAAAAAGCAAUUAUUUUAUAACAUCGCACUUGGAAAUGGUUCUUCAGUAAAGCACAUAGACAAAGCUGCUAAUGCUCACCUUGUAUUCUCAAACUGGUUGUGAAUAAUCAGUAAGUCGAAAUUACCCCUUUUAUGUUUAUUCGCACGGUUGACUUAUAGUUUAGUUUUCAUUGAUAAAUACAAAUUUUGUACUUUGGUAGUCUACUAAGCAGGGAUGAUGUACGAUGUUAACAAAAGUCAGUGUCAUCGUAAAACAAAGCUUUAUUUUUAUUAAAUUGGCUUUUCUCCGUUGUCAAAAAGGAAAAUGUCCCUGUGAUAUCUAUUUUUUUAGAGUAACAGUGCUAAAUAGAGUGAUUUGAAGGUGGGCGAUUAUUACCAAGCCUAUGUUUUCAACCUUUUAUACUACACAGGUAGCUAGUGCUUUUUGCGCGCGCUGAAUGGCUAAUUCGGAAGUAAAUAGCAAGUACUUUUCGCCUCCGAGCAGCCGAGGAAAUAUUAAUAGUGCGUCAAGAGUUUCAAUUCCGACCAUUUUUCGGUAUAUUGAACGACAUAAACUAUUUUUAGGUAUUUGUGUGAUAUAUACUAAAACAAUUAAAACUUGAGUGU